AAUGUUCAGAACGGAUAUCCGCUUUGUACUGUAGCUAGCUUGAUAACUGCUGCUGCAUCGACCUUGGUGGCUAGCUCAGGAUGGCAGGGAAUACGUGGAGGUCAGCGAUUCUUAAUCUACUAAGACAGUGGGGUUUAUCGGUCAAAGACAAGGAUAAAAUCAAGGCAGAGGAAGUGGCACGGGUGGUUGGAGCUCUGCAGAGAGAGACUCCACAACCCAGGACGUUCAUCCGUGGGAUGCAUACUGUUACUUUAAUCCCUGGUGAUGGAAUUGGUCCAGAGAUCUCCACUGCUGUCAUGAAGAUAUUUGAAGCAGCUCAGGCACCUAUUCAGUGGGAAGAGAGAAAUGUUACAGCCAUCCAAGGACCUGGUGGCAAAUGGAUGAUUCCUCCAGAUGCCAAAGAAUCGAUGGACAGGAACAAAAUUGGCCUAAAAGGUCCUUUGAAGACACCAAUAGCUGCUGGUCAUCCCUCUAUGAACCUGCUGCUGAGGAAAACGUUUGACCUCUAUGCCAAUGUGCGCCCCUGUGUGUCCAUCGAGGGCUACAAGACCCCCUACACUGAUGUGAACCUGGUCACCAUCAGGGAGAACACUGAGGGUGAAUACAGUGGAAUUGAACAUGUGAUUGUUGAUGGAGUGGUACAGAGUAUUAAGCUCAUUACAGAGCAAGCCAGCCAACGCAUUGCAGAGUAUGCGUUUGAAUAUGCCAGAAAUAAUCAAAGGGCCAGUGUUACUGCUGUUCAUAAGGCCAAUAUUAUGCGCAUGUCAGAUGGGCUUUUCCUACGAAAAUGCAGAGAGGCUGCUGAAAAGCACAAAGAUGUGAAAUUCACUGAGAUGUACUUGGAUACUGUGUGCCUUAAUAUGGUACAGGAUCCCACACAGUUUGAUGUAUUGGUGAUGCCAAAUUUGUAUGGAGACAUCUUGAGUGAUCUUUGUGCUGGACUGAUUGGAGGUCUUGGAGUGACCCCUAGUGGAAACAUUGGCGCCAAUGGUGUUGCCAUAUUUGAGUCGGUUCAUGGAACUGCCCCGGAUAUAGCAGGAAAAGACAUGGCCAACCCCACCGCCCUGCUGCUCAGUGCGGUCAUGAUGCUGCGGCACAUGGGCCUGCAUGGCCACGCCAAGAAUAUUGAAACUGCCUGCUUUGACACCAUUCGAGACAAGAAGGUUCUGACGGGAGACCUCGGAGGGAAGGCAAAGUGUUCAGAAUUCACAGAGGCAAUAUGUCAAAGAGUGCGGGAUACAGAUUAAAGGGAUGGUAAAUGGGCAGUGACUCAGCAUUUGAGUCCCCUUCUUUAAUCAUGUCAUGCUGUAUCUGCACAUUUUAACCAAAAGAUGUAUUUAAAAAAAAGACUCAGGAGUCUAUGAUCCUGACGGUUUUAUUAUUUUUUUCUCUGCACUCUUCAAAGCAUUCUCUUCAAACUCAUGACCAACAGUUACUGUAUAUGUGAUAUGUAUUUUAUUCCUAAAGUGUGGUGGAUAUUGUCUAUUUAUUGGCUGAUAUUGGCCUCUUGUCUUAUUUAUUUGACGCUGUCAUAUUGACAUUAAAGAAACAAUCCGUAACCCUCAUGAUGAUCACCUGAGGGAUACUCAAAAUGCAGAUUGCAAAUUAUUUCAUCAAUAAGGCCAAGUCUUUAAUUAUUAAUGUGAAUAUAUUUAACAUUCAUGCAAUCAGAAAAUACAGAUUGAGGCUUUAAUUAAAACAAUCAAGCAUUCUUAACAUUAAAUUAGCAGGUGUUUGCACUAA
This is a messenger RNA of Thunnus maccoyii (southern bluefin tuna), 1743 nucleotides long. It is a transcript of the gene idh3a, whose product is annotated as isocitrate dehydrogenase (NAD(+)) 3 catalytic subunit alpha. The transcript is spliced from 12 exons. Bases 81 to 1247 code for a protein of 388 amino acids. Gene Ontology annotation, cellular component: mitochondrion. The record is from RefSeq and is a predicted model, not a curated record. Gene Ontology annotation, biological process: isocitrate metabolic process; tricarboxylic acid cycle. Lineage: Eukaryota; Metazoa; Chordata; Actinopteri; Scombriformes; Scombridae. Gene Ontology annotation, molecular function: NAD binding; magnesium ion binding; isocitrate dehydrogenase (NAD+) activity.